Messenger RNA from Haliotis rufescens (red abalone), 1629 nucleotides. RefSeq lists its product as uncharacterized. NCBI's taxonomy places the organism in Eukaryota, Metazoa, Mollusca, Gastropoda, Lepetellida, Haliotidae. The coding region runs from base 116 to 1411 and encodes 431 amino acids. The transcript has 4 exons. The record is from RefSeq and is a predicted model, not a curated record.
GCUAUCUGAAUCUGGGUAUACAGUCAUGCGAGAUAUAAAUAAAUAGCAUCCCGUGAUGUGUUCGUCACUCCAUCCAGUGUUUGUUUAGUAUCACGACGGCCCCUUGGACGAAACCAUGAAAGCUGCCACGCCCCCCGCUGAACAGACGCGGGUCAACUUGACCGUGCGCCACUUUGGUCAUAAUCAAAAAUCCCUGGUCGAAGCCUACAUCUUGGCCUUUCUACUGGGGCCUCUGGGGGCUCAUCAUUUCUACCUCGGUCGACCCUGGUAUGGUGUGGCGUACUUCUUCACGUUCGGCUUGUUCGGGGUGGGGUACAUCGUAGACCUGUUCCGAAUCCCCCUGCUGGUGAGACAGGCCAAUAUGAGACAAGUGGAUCCAUCCCUAGCAGACAAAAAGAAUCUUCUCGACGCCUACGUCUUGUGGUUUCCAUGUGGGUUAAUGGGUUUUCAUCUUUUCUACCUGAGGAAACCCGGCCAGGGUAUCCUGUAUCUGAUGACCUUUGGCCUUUUCGGAAUUGGCUUCCUCGUUGACCUUUUCCGGAUGCCGUACCUCGUGAGGGAGGUGAACGACUACCCACCAGGGUACAAGCCACCCAAAUCUGUAUUCGAGGCCUACAUGUUCGGGUUGUCUCCCCUUGGGUUCCUUGGCGCUCACCAUUACUACCUCAACAGGCCAUUCUGGGGCAUUUUGUACACGUUAACACUGGGCUUGGUGGGCUUGGGGUGGCUGUAUGACUUGUUCCGGAUGCCGUGUCUGGUGCGGAGGACGAACGAGAUAAAUGCAGGGGAACGAGACGCCGGACUGAGGCAUGUGGAUGAUGUCUAUAUUCUCUGGUUCACAUACGGCUUGAGCGGAGCUCAUCACUUUUACCUCGGCCGGCCGUUGUGGGGAUUGUUGUAUUUCUUGACGCUUGGCCUAUUUGGGGUUGGUUGGCUUGUUGAUGUGUGCCGGUUGCCUGGCUUGGUUAAAGACUUCAACCGGAACUACGUUGAACGUCAGCUACUGGCACAGCAGGCUCGGCGACAGCUCGGAGGAGUCGUCACGACGACGGUGACAGGGCAGACUGUUGUGGCGACCACGCUCCCAGGAGUGCCAAUCAUGAACUCGCCCAACCAGGCACUGCCCCCACCGUAUGGCCAGGUCUACCAGGGGAGUUACCAGAGCAUCAUUCCUGGACAACCUAGCUACCAGGCACCGCAGGGAUACCAGCAACAGCAGGGAUACCAGCAACAACACGGACAUCAACAGCCGCAGGGAUAUCAACAACAGGGGUAUCAACAACCACAGGCGACAAAUGGGUACCCGGGAGUUUCUAACGUGGCAUUCGAUCCCAAUUCUGGCUCCCCAGCGGAACAGCCCCCGCCUUAUGAGGAAACAAGAACUGACGUCAAGAACGGCCCUCCUUUCUAGCUGUAACCAUAAUCGGAAACUGGUAACUUAAAUUAUCUGCCCUUUAACUUUUAUUAAGAAAAACACCUUGCAACCAUAUAAUGUUUAUUCAACAGUCUGAAGCAUAAAUAUUUUGUCGAAUUUUCUGGGACAAUAAAUUUUAUUUUUGUCGAUAAAUUCCCAGCCCAAUAUGUCUAUAACUGUACAUAAAAAUGUUGUAAAUAAAAAUGGUCACUUUU